GCGUUUUCGCUUUCGUUCCCCAGAACCCCAUCGCGCCCACUGCGCAGCUUCAGAACCAUUUCAUCCGAUCCUUCUUCCGCCUCCUCUGGGCGCAUCAUGACGACGAUCUUUGACGGAUAUGACGAGGAGUACAAGAGCUUAGCGCAGUCUGUCUCGAGCAAGAUUAGUGAGAUCGCCAGCUACGAAGAAGAGCCGGACAAGCGACGCACAGCGAUCACGCACGCUACCGACCUCCUCACCCAAGCGUCGCAACUGAUUCAGCAAAUGGAAUUGGAAGUGCGAAGCUUGGAUGCUGCGACCAAACGUGAGCUGUCGAAAAAAGUCGACCAGUACAAGAAGAGCCUCAAGUCCCUUUCGGACGACCUCAAGAACAUCAAGGCCAAGGAAGACAAGGAAGGCUUGUUCGGGUCCGCUGAAGCUCGAAGUCGCAUGGCAGGGGCUACCCAAAAACUGCAACAAACUGGCGACCGCAUCAAAGCUGCUCAUCAAACGGUGCUGGAAACGGAGGAAGUGGCCAUCGGUAUUCAAGAAGAACUUGGACGCAACCGUGAGAAAAUCCAGGCGACACACGACAAGGUGAAAGGCGUGAACGACAUGGCGCGCUCUGGGGGCCGCAUCCUCGGCCGCAUGUCGGCGCGGGACAAGCGGCAAAAGCUCAUCUUGUACGGGGUCAUGGGGUUCAUGGUGCUUGCCAUUCUCAUCGUGCUGUUCACCACCAUCUUUGGCAAGUCGUAAACCUGUCGCGAAGAGAAUACUAGUAGUAUAUUAUUUUAUCACGUUUUCGUACAUACUUCCAAGUAUUAAUAGUAUGAAUAACUUUAUUACUAUUAAUACGCGGGGUACGUCGAAGUAUAUAUUACUAGUACUACUAGUAGUAUUUAUUUAAAACAGACGUCGCAAUAUAGAAUCCACUGGAUGAAUGAAUGUUACC
Molecule: messenger RNA, 931 nt
Organism: Aphanomyces astaci
Lineage: Eukaryota; Oomycota; Saprolegniomycetes; Saprolegniales; Verrucalvaceae
Exons: 4
Coding region: 97-735 (212 amino acids)
Biological process (GO): intracellular protein transport; vesicle-mediated transport; vesicle fusion
Cellular component (GO): endoplasmic reticulum membrane; late endosome membrane; Golgi apparatus
Molecular function (GO): SNAP receptor activity; SNARE binding
Source: RefSeq, a predicted model, not a curated record